AUAAAUUCUAGUGCUGGGCAACGAUUACAAUUUUUAAUCGUAUGAUUUUUUUGCGAUUAAUCGUUUCUGUGUGUCGUAUGUCCCUUUGACAUUGUCUGCUUAUUGUCUCAUGUAGAAUUGCCUCCAGGCUCGGCUCUUUGACCUGGUGACUAAACGGUCUUUUCAAGUCUUGGUGGUGGUGGUGAUCUGCCUGAACAUGGUGACCCUGAUGGUGGAGUCAGACCAGCAGAGCGAACAAACGGAAAACAUUCUGUUAUGGUUCCACUUCGUUGUCAUCAUCCUCUACUUCACAGAGUUCAUUUUGAAGAUCAUCGCGCUCAGACAGCACUACUUCACCGACAGCUGGAACAUCUUGGACUUCCUGGUGGUCACCAUCUCCAUCCUAGGUCUCACUCCAAACAGUGUAGGUCUCACUACCAACUGUUGCAUUUUUUUUACUGACCUCAUCGAGAAAUACUUUGUGUCGCCUUCUCUCUUCAUGGUGCUGCGAGUGGUGCAUAUCUUUCGUAUCCUCUACUGGGCCAAGGGGAUACGGAAGCUGCUUAAUGCCUUCAUGAUGUCACUUCCUGCCCUCUUCAACAUUGGCCUCCUCCUCUUCAUCAUCAUGUUCACCUCCUCUGUCUUCUGCAUGUUUAACUUUGCCUAUGUGAAGAAGGAGUUUGUGUUGAACGACAUGUUUAACUUUGAGACGUUUGGGAACAGCAUGAUCUGUUUGAUACUGAUGACUACUUCAGGUUCAUGGGGCGAUUUUCUGAUUCCCAUCAUGAACACUGAGCCAGAAUGCGAUCCCGACAUGGAGAACCCAGGAUCCAUGAUCAGAGGAAACUGUGGCAGCCCGGCAGUCGCCAUCGUCUUCAUGGUCACCCACGUCUGCCUGACCUUCCUGCUGGUGGUCCACCUGUACAUCAUCGUCAUCCUGGAGACCUUCAAGUCUGAGGACGCAGAGCCACUGAGUGACAACGACUUCCAGAUGUUUUAUAAAACCUGGAAGAAGUUUGACCCAGAAGCCUCGCAGUUCAUCCAGUACAGGUGAGUCCUUCUCCCUACGGUACAGGUGAGUCCUUCUCCCUAGAGUACAGAUGAGUCCUUCUCCCUAAAGUACAGGUGAGUCCUUCUCCCAACAGUACAG
Molecule: messenger RNA, 1129 nt
Organism: Anarrhichthys ocellatus (wolf-eel)
Lineage: Eukaryota; Metazoa; Chordata; Actinopteri; Perciformes; Anarhichadidae
Product: sodium channel protein type 4 subunit alpha B-like
Exons: 3
Coding region: 197-1033 (278 amino acids)
Biological process (GO): cardiac muscle cell action potential involved in contraction; sodium ion transmembrane transport
Cellular component (GO): voltage-gated sodium channel complex; membrane
Molecular function (GO): voltage-gated sodium channel activity
Source: RefSeq, a predicted model, not a curated record